This is a messenger RNA of Alternaria triticimaculans, 1176 nucleotides long. RefSeq lists its product as uncharacterized. The transcript is spliced from 3 exons. The record is from RefSeq and is a predicted model, not a curated record. The coding region runs from base 1 to 1176 and encodes 391 amino acids. Lineage: Eukaryota; Fungi; Ascomycota; Dothideomycetes; Pleosporales; Pleosporaceae.
AUGACUGAGCCCGUCGAAGUCAGAGAUUCCGCUCAGUCCAAGCCAGUGCAACCCCCAAACAAUCUUGGCCAGGAAGUUGAUACAAAUCCGACACCUGGAAACACCACUACCUCUCCCACAUCAGGACCAGCACGCAAAUACCUGACCUUGAAGCCCCUGAAGAGGCUCGAUCUGCCUCAUCACCCGUCAUAUGAUAAUACUAGUUCAGAUUAUCAUGUCACUCUAGCCGAGUUCCUCGACGAUGUGCUCAACGAGGUACAAGGAAUCAACUUCGAUGAAAAGUUCGAGAAGCGGGGAACCUGGAGCCCCGACAAUGGACAUGUGAUGAUGCCGCCGCUUGAUGCUACGGGAAGCAGCGAUAUGAUUCCCGUUCCAGUCUCUGUCGAGAAGCGCAUCAAAGACUUGAACCAAGCCAGUUGGAUGGCUAGAACCUCUACCCACAGCAACGCUCAUGUCAAGUUCUCAGAAUUGGGAGAUCUUUUGGCCAAAGAUCACAGCCGUAACGAAGCUGCAUAUACCCCGAGUGUUUUCGAUGCGGUUGAGCUACUGAGAUGGGAUCCUGAAGAAGCGUUGAGAGCUGUGAAUCACCACAAGGAGGUUCAUAGCGUGGAAAUGUUCAUAUCGCAAAUGUUCCACAUGAUGCCCAAGGUUGCCGGGCUGAGUCUACUACAAGAUCGCGUAUUUCAUGCGUUAGUAGUCACCAUGAACAAGUACGAAGGAGAACGCCCCUCCGAGCUCGCUUCGUCCUUUACUGUUCAGCUUCCAAUCGAUUAUGCAUCAUUUGGCGAUGUCAAGAUCAUGCAAGAGAGGAGUCGGAUGGAAACGAAAGGAUCUUCGCAACUCUACCGGUUUCCUUCGGACACAGGGUCAGGCGCAACACCUGACGCGAACCAGAAGCAGCGACAGGGAAAGAAGCUGACAGAAGGAACCUACGUCUCGUUGGAGAGGCUGAUUGGCGCAUCGAAAACACGUGUCGAUGAGGAUGCUGCGCAGCAAGCAGAUUCGCCCGAUAGCGACCGUCAUCGUUGGGAUAUGAUGACGUUGAGUACGGCGGGGGGCAUGACGAAAAAGGCACCAAAGGGCAUCCAGCAGAAGGAAACAUUAGAGGCGAUCGCAAUGGACGUGGAGUAUGUUCUGUCGUAUAUCGCGGAUCAAAGACGGAAGAGCAAGACUUGA